UAUUAAUGAGCAGAGGCAGCGUGGAGCUCUUUAAAGAGUGCCUCAGCCCUCCAGACGCAGCGACGCGAAGAGUUGGAGACGCAUCCAAGCGCGCAGGACGCACCGCCGGAGCUGAACGCAGACCGAACAGGCGGAAAACCUUCCCUCGGAGCUCUGGUUCUCUGGUUCUCUGGUUCUCCAGCCUCUGGACUUCCUCUGCAGCCAUCCGUCCCCUUUUCAGCGCGCAUUGUCUCCGGUAGACCGCUGAGGGAUUCAGUUUGUGGAAGUUCUUUUUUUAAGCAAAAAGUCAUGCAUCGGGGCAAAGUGCUCCUCCUCCUGCUGGUGGUCAUCCUUCACUCCCUGAGCGCAGAAGCCUAUAAGUGCAGGUGCACCAGAAAGGGACCAAAGAUCCGAUAUAAGGACGUGCAGAAGCUGGAGAUCAAACCCAAACAUCCCUUCUGCCAGGAGAAGAUGAUAUUCGUGACGAUGGAGAACGUGUCUCGGUUCAAGGGCCAGGAAUACUGUCUGCACCCCAACCUGCAGAGCACCAAGAACCUGGUCAAAUGGUUCCGCAUCUGGAAGGACAAGCACAGGGUGUAUGAAGCCUAAGUCCUCGGCUUUCCAGGAAACAAGGAUCAAGCGAGACGAAACCAGACGAGGACAUCACCAGAACUGUUCUAUGAAGAAGUGGUCUGCAGUGAAGCUGUUCUCCCUCUUCCUGAGACUUGUUGGGAACAUUGAAACGUAUCUGUAGUCUGUAUAUAAUCAGAUGGGCCUGUUUUAGUCCACUUAGUCACAUUACUCACGUCUCCAGCCUCCACAGCUGUGCGCGUGUCUGUCCGCUGUUACUUAGAGGAACGUCUCGGUUGCUUUACCUCUUAGGGUUCUGCCAACGUAAGGUUCUGUUGAAACGUGCACAGCUUGAUGUGAAAACGCAGAACUUUACAUGCAAAAGAGAUCAGGCGUGUGUCUGUCAACAUUUAGGAUCUGAUUAAAGGGGUGGAGCUUAAACAUCGUGAUAGAAUCAAUUAAUAAUCCUGUUAGAAGACUGCGUGUGUGUGUGUGUGUAUGUGUGUGUGUGUGUGUGUGUGUGUGUGUGUGUGUGUGUGUGUGUCUGCAGGUCAUAAGUAGAUUUUACAAAAUGGAAAAAAAAAAACAACAACAUUAGUGCCAUCCUGCAUGCAUGUGUGAGAGUUAAUGCAAAGUAUUGAUUCUAAAAUGUGUAAAGAGAGAAAUCAUGCUUGUUAUAUUCUUCUGUUAGUGUAAGAUUUGUGUAAUACUGCAUUAUUUCAUACAAGCUGUUUUUAUAACUAUUGGGUAGAAGCAGCUGUAGAUCCAUCAGGGUGUUUCUUUUAGUUCAGCCAUAGAUAGAAGCUCUUUUUUAAUCGCCAUCCUAUCUUUGUUACUGUUUUAUAUCAUUGGAAGAAGUAAAAUAAAUACAAAAUUCUUUAUUUUCUCUGAGACUCUCCAAAUGAAAUGUAAACCUGAGUUUGGGAUUAUUCAUAGACUGCUGCUGUAUCGAGUUUGGAAAGGUAUUCACACUUUUAUCACGUUACUGCUGCAAAUUGACAUAUAUUUCAUUUGUAGUUUAAUGUGAUAGACCAGGGAUUCCCAAACUUUUCAGCCUGUGACCCCUAAAAUAACAGUACCAGAGACCGGCGGCCUUAAUUUAGUGAAUGAGAUUUGUUUUUCACUUUUUUAGGGGCAAAUUAUGAGAAUAAAGUAGUAAAAUUACAAGAUUAAAGUGAUAUUUUUUGAAGAACACUUAAAAAGAAGUGCUCAAUCUUUUAGCACAUCAGCGUUAAAUCACGUUGGGAACCCCUGUGAUAGACCAACACACGAUUUCACCCUCUUCACAUUUUUGUUUGUAGAAAGAGUUGAAAACCUUGAAUCGUUUCCCUUCCUCUCCUCCGUUAUGCACUGCUUUGUGUUGGUCAGUCUCAUUUAAAGACACUGAAGUUUGAAAAGGCGUGAUGAAGUUUAUGUGGCUUAAUAAAAUAAAGCCCACCGCAUGGCAGCAUUUUACGGUGAUUAAAGAGCAACAGUGACGUCCUUUUUACGUGAAACUCAGCAGAACAAAUCAGGUUUCAGCAACACAGAAGAUAAUUUUUUAUGCUUAGUUUUUGCAUUCUGAUUUAUAACUUCUGUUCUUAUGCAAAACAACGUACACAUAUAUCAGAUACAACGUAGAUAUUUUUAUCUAGUUAGUUUUUUUCCUGCAUAGCUGUGCUGAAUACCAGUAAUUUUGUAAUUACUCUGUAUGGUUUCAUAUUUAUAACCCCACAAUGUUUUGUUGCCAUUAAAGAGAUUUCACACAGUG
Messenger RNA from Fundulus heteroclitus (mummichog), 2299 nucleotides. It is a transcript of the gene cxcl14, whose product is annotated as chemokine (C-X-C motif) ligand 14. Lineage: Eukaryota; Metazoa; Chordata; Actinopteri; Cyprinodontiformes; Fundulidae. Gene Ontology annotation, molecular function: chemokine activity. Gene Ontology annotation, biological process: cell chemotaxis; antimicrobial humoral immune response mediated by antimicrobial peptide. The record is from RefSeq and is a predicted model, not a curated record. The transcript has 4 exons. The coding region runs from base 289 to 588 and encodes 99 amino acids. Gene Ontology annotation, cellular component: extracellular region.